Messenger RNA from Micropterus dolomieu (smallmouth bass), 1959 nucleotides. It is a transcript of the gene agfg1b, whose product is annotated as ArfGAP with FG repeats 1b. The record is from RefSeq and is a predicted model, not a curated record. The coding region runs from base 198 to 1610 and encodes 470 amino acids. Gene Ontology annotation, molecular function: GTPase activator activity. The transcript has 12 exons. NCBI's taxonomy places the organism in Eukaryota, Metazoa, Chordata, Actinopteri, Centrarchiformes, Centrarchidae.
CCGGCCUGUUUCUCAAUUUUGCCGUGCAGAAGAAGUCGUUUGUCAGGCUCCCAGUCUCUCCACCAGACCUCUAGGCAAGGUGUCUGCCCGGCCACCGCCGUCGCACGCGUCAAGCCUCGCCCUGAAGACACCCGCCCUGUCCCGGGUCCCUUCACCAAACUUCCUUCCCGGUGAUAACCAACCCGCUGUUUUCGGCCAUGGCGACCAGUGCGAAGCGAAAGCAGGAGGAGACUCAUCUGAAGAUGCUCCGGGAAAUGACUAGCCUGCCCGCGAAUAGGAAAUGCUUCGACUGCGACCAGCGCGGCCCGACCUAUGUCAACAUGACAGUAGGCUCCUUCGUCUGCACCACCUGCUCCGGGAUCCUGCGAGGACUGAAUCCCCCACACAGAGUGAAGUCCAUCUCUAUGACCACGUUCACACAUCAGGAGAUAGAGUUCCUACAGAAACACAGCAAUGAGGUCUGUAAACACAUCUGGUUGGGCCUCUAUGACGACAGGACACUGGUUGUUCCAGAUUUCCGGGAACCGCAGAAAGUAAAAGAGUUCCUUCAGGAAAAAUACGAAAAGAAGCGAUGGUAUGUUCCCCCAGACCAGGCAAGGGCAGUAUCAAGUGUCCAGGCCUCUGUGUCCGGCUCCUCAGCCAGCAGCACUGGUAGUACCCCAGAAGUCCAACCUCUCAAGACCCUGCAGCUCAACAAGACCCCACUGCGCCAGUCUCCGGGGCUAGGUCGGUCCCAGGCUCACAGUGCCGCCCAGGAGAAGAAGUUUGACUUGCUCUCGGACCUAGGAGGCGAUAUCUUUGCUGCUCCACCCACUCAAACUUCGAGCUCUACCAAUUUUGCCAACUUUGCACAUUUUCCAAGCCAGUCGGCACCUCAGGGUAAUUCAAAUACCAACUUUGCCAACUUUGAGGCAUUUGGAAACACUGAAAUUCCAUCCCAUCUGAGCACGUCACCUCCCUCAAAGUCCUUUUCAUCAGGGGGAGGUGUGCCAAUACCAUCAAUGUCUAGUGCCGUCACCACCCAGUCCCACACAGGGAGCACAGAGGAUCGCUAUGCUGCUCUGGCUGAGUUGGACAACAAGCUCAGCUCGACUGUGUCAACAGGCAGCAAUGUGCAGGGGAACAUAUUUGGACCAGUGCUUAGUUCAUCGCCAGCUCAGAAUCCACCUGUGUUACCCAGCAUGCAGCCUGGCUUUGGAAGUGCUGUCCCAUCCACAAAUCCCUUUGUUGCUGCAGCCGUGGCCCCGGAGAUGGCCACCAAUCCUUUCCAGACCAAUGGCAGAGCUCCUUCUGCAGCCUCAUUUGGUACUGGUUCUAUGAGCAUGCCUGCUGGCUUUGGGAAUGCGUCUUCCUACUGCCUGCCGACCAGUUUCAGCGGAAACUUCCAGCAGCAAUUCCCUGGCCAGGCCCCCAUCCCUUACUCUCAACCUGGGGCCUACCACCCUCAGUCUAAUGGCCCUGCAUUCCCAGUCUACGGUCAGAACAAGCCCUCCAUGACGCCCUUUGGGCAGCCCAUGGCUGGCCCUGGCAUGUCCAAUAACCCAUUCAUGGCGGGAGCCCCAGCCAGCGCAUUUCCUUCAGGGAGUUCUUCCACCAACCCUUUCCUGUAGCACAGCUCCGAGUCCUCGCCACCAGAGGGCAGCAUGCAGCACAUAUUCAACGCACCGUUCCCUCAUGCAAUUAGAGGCAGUACAUUUUUUUUAAGACUUACAUUUUCGGAUUUUAUUUUUCUUCAGGAAAAAAAAGUUUACAACACUAUGAAGGAGUGGAAAAGACUAAGGGACUGUUAUGGAGGGAAAUUUAAUGUUUGGACUAUAUACAAUACAUUAUAUGCUUUUUAUUUUUUGUUUAUGACUGUAAGCUCUGUGCAUAUCAUCAUUUGUAAUCACAAUUAAGUACAUGUUAUGUAUAACAAGGACUGAGUUAACAAGGGUGAGUAUACACGCACCUUGUGGGACC